Caenorhabditis sp. 36 PRJEB53466 is the source of this 1000-nucleotide messenger RNA. Lineage: Eukaryota; Metazoa; Nematoda; Chromadorea; Rhabditida; Rhabditidae. The record is from the annotation of a GenBank genome assembly.
AUGGUGAGUUGAAUGACACUUUGCAACCGGCUCAAGCUGUCUGCUAUUCGGCUUUUUUUGCGAAACUUUUGCGGAUUUCCCCAACCAACCAAACUUCUCAUUUCAGGAGUGGGUGACCGCGUUCAUGCCUCUGAUCCAGACGGGAAUCCAGCUGAUCGGCAAGUGGGUCAACCCGGAUCCGCCGCCCCCGACACUUCCGCCGACACUUCCGCCGACUCCACCGACGAUCCCAGGCCAACCACCCCUACCCGCUCCCACUUUACCGCCUCCGCCACCGACGACCACCCAAGACAUGACCCUGCCGACCGUCAUUUUCUUCGGCGCCUUCGCAAUGCUGUGUUUUUCGAUCUGUGCGUCCGGUGGCGCCGCGUUCUUCUGGAUGAAGCAGAAGCAGAAGCAAGAGUCGGAGGAGCGUAGGCGGGAAGAAGAGGGCUUCAUGAGAGAGUCGGAGAUGUACGGAAUGACGACGGGACGAAGCACGACCAUGUCGGGAACCACUGGGACCACCGGAACUACUGGGACCACUAGAAGAACUACUGGGACCACUGGAACCACUGGAACCACUGGAACCAAGAUGAGGAAGAACAAGAAAAAGGAUAAGAAGAAGAAGGCGAAGAAGGCGAAGAAGAGCAGAAAGUCGGAGAGCUCGGAGAAGGGAUUGCCGGUUCCGGCUGCUCCUGAAGUGGUCCCAGUGGCUCCACCUCCUCAACCACCUCAACUGGUCCCGAUCCCUCUGGAUCCAACUCAAUUUCCACCAGCAUCACUAGCACCACCUCAACAUGUCCCAGUCGCUUUAAACCCGCUAGUUCCACCAGCUCCAACCCUUUCUCCGGCUAAUCCUGGCGUUUUCGUCCCUCCAGUGACUCCUCCUCAGGCGGUUCCGGUCUCGGUCCCAGUGGAUCAACCACCUCAACCAAUGGAUCCAGUCGUUCUUCCGAUGGAAAUGGUUCCGGCUCCCGCUCCUAUCGAUUUCCCACCUCCGCCGGCUACCCCUCAAUGA